Messenger RNA from Eurytemora carolleeae, 599 nucleotides. RefSeq lists its product as uncharacterized. Lineage: Eukaryota; Metazoa; Arthropoda; Copepoda; Calanoida; Temoridae. Bases 213 to 542 code for a protein of 109 amino acids. The record is from RefSeq and is a predicted model, not a curated record. The transcript has 5 exons.
AAGUUGACCGUCUAUGCUCUGAGUUUGAUGGUUCAGCAAGAUAUUUAGUAAACUGCACGGACUCUACUUUCUGUAGAACUAGAACCUACUCAUACCAUCAUAGACAACAUGGUGUAGAGAACGUGUUGAAGAUAACAGAACGUGGCUGUGCUAAACAGGCAUAUUCCUACCAAGCUCUGGACAGAGGGAACUGGAAAACAAUAAAAAAAAUAAUGGAUAAUAUUGCCGGUGUCGGUUGUUUCCAAAACAGCUGGGCUGACCGACUAGCUACAGGAACCAAAUACUGCUACUGUGAUACAGACAGGUGUAAUCACGAUCCGAACAAGCUGGAAGAAAAAACACAAAUAGAAUUAAACCUUCUUCAUGAAUCUGAUUCUCUAAGUUUGACGAGAUAUGAUCACCAAGACCAGGCUGGUGACCAAGACCAGGCCGGUCACAUGCUUGAUCAGCUAUACAGUCAUGCUGGCCAACCUGUGCUAAAUACACUGUUUUUUAAUAUAAUUUUUAUCUGUGAUAUUAUAGGGCUAAUUCUGAUAAAUUGAUAAUAUAUAUUAAUCAUUUAUAUUUCUCUAAAAAAUACAUUAAACAAUAUAAAAGUU